UAUCUGUACUCUUGCUGGCACCUCUUUCUCUCUCCUCUUUCUCUCUUCUUCUUCUCUGUUUUCUCCUUGUUUUUUUUUCCACCAUUCUUUCAUUCCCCUGUUUCUUCUCUCACUUUCUUAAACCCUACAAAAAAUCAAAUAAAACCCCUUUUUUUCUUACUGUAUGAUUCUCAUAUAGAAAUUUCAUACAAAAUGUCUACGACGUUUUAUAUUAUAUGGUUUUUCAUAACCAUCAUCAUAUUAUCAACAUCAACAAAAACAACAACAGGUUAUAGAAUGAAUUCAUUAUUUGCAGAAAAACUAUCAAUAUACCAAGUACUUGAAUCCGAAGGUUUACCCAUGGGUUUAUUUCCAAAAGGUGUUACAAAUUUUACCGUUGGAGAAGAUGGUAGAUUUGAAGUUUAUUUAGAUCAAGCUUGUGAUGCUAAAUUUGAGAGUGAAUUACACUAUGAAACGAGUGUUGCUGGGCAGUUAAGUUUCGGGCAGAUCGGAAAUUUAUCUGGGAUUUCAGCACAGGAUCUGUUUUUAUGGUUUCCGGUCAAAGGGAUCCGGGUAGAUAUUCCUAGUUCUGGUGUUAUUUAUUUUGAUGUUGGUGUUGUUCGUAAACAAUUUUCUCUCUCCUUAUUUGAAACUCCUAGAGAUUGUGUUGCCGCUUCUCAUCCCACCGCCAUUCUUCAUUUUCUUGCUAAUAAAUUGAAUGGAGUUCUGGAUUGGUGGGUGAAAGGAGGAGAGGUUAUGUAGAUUAAAAUGAUGAAGUUUGAAGGAAGAAAUUGAGAUAGUUUUUUUUUUUUGUUAUAAGAAAAAAAAAACUGAGUAAAGAUGUUCUCAGUCAUUGUACAUUGUGUUGUUAGAAGGAUGUCUGGGUUAUAGGGUGUGUGUUUUACUUGUAUGAUCAAGUGUCCUUUGCUUGCAGUUUUUCUGUAUAGGCAGCGUUGGCGAAUUUGAACUAGUUCUUCUUGCACUUGUUUAAAACAGCAAUUUUGGUCCUUGAAAGAAUGUGGAUUGUUGAGUAAAUAUUGGAUGGAAGGAUGAAUCAAUCAGGAAAUGGAGAUUGGAGAUUGAAGACCUCGAAAUCGAGCACGAAAGGCGUGUGAUGUUGCUUAUAGAACAACCAUUGCAGGAUGUAGGAGAUGACAAAGUGCUUCUGCUCAUCCUGCCAAAGAUUGCUCUGUAUGUCUACAAUUUCUUAGCUCAUUCAGCAGAAUAUCAUUUGGGAGUCUCCUUAUCAUGUAGUGUCAAUAGUAGUCCUUGAGAAAAAUAAAAGAUAUACAUCAUUUUAUAGUAAUAAUGAUUUUAUUCAAGUAAAUCAAAUAAGUAUUUUAGUUA
This is a messenger RNA of Beta vulgaris subsp. vulgaris (sugar beet), 1326 nucleotides long. RefSeq lists its product as uncharacterized. The transcript has 2 exons. Bases 193 to 741 code for a protein of 182 amino acids. The record is from RefSeq and is a predicted model, not a curated record. NCBI's taxonomy places the organism in Eukaryota, Viridiplantae, Streptophyta, Magnoliopsida, Caryophyllales, Amaranthaceae.